Messenger RNA from Hypomesus transpacificus, 3566 nucleotides. It is a transcript of the gene csnk1db, whose product is annotated as casein kinase 1, delta b. Gene Ontology annotation, cellular component: nucleus; spindle microtubule; cytoplasm. The transcript is spliced from 10 exons. Gene Ontology annotation, molecular function: ATP binding; protein serine/threonine kinase activity. NCBI's taxonomy places the organism in Eukaryota, Metazoa, Chordata, Actinopteri, Osmeriformes, Osmeridae. Gene Ontology annotation, biological process: non-motile cilium assembly; regulation of circadian rhythm; peptidyl-serine phosphorylation. The coding region runs from base 422 to 1648 and encodes 408 amino acids. The record is from RefSeq and is a predicted model, not a curated record.
UCUGACAGUUUUGUACAGUGAAAGAAAGUCCUUCAGUGGAGUAGUAGGCAUUAUUUUUAGAGGAGAUCACUUUUAUAAAUCCAUCUCCAUCCUCCUUAAUUUAAGUAAAGAUGAUUUCAACAAUGGCAAGAUCAUAAUCUACACGCUGCUAGCUAUCUGAAUAUAUCGGUAUUGUGAUAUUCCGGUGACUCGAAAUAUAGAAAAGGGAUGGUGAAAGUCGGAUUUUUAAAGAAGGAACUGAAUCUUCUGUCGGGAUUCGGGGGGAGGGGGACCGUGAUUAAAGGGGUUGUAUACUAGUAAGUAAGAUCAGAAAUCAGGUGAUCAGUUGACAAAACAAACAAAAAGAAACGUCAAGGCUUAUUUUACAGUAAAUCUGAAGGUUGCUGCAUAGGAGUUACAGGUAGAAAAAUAACACUGCAAAAUGGAGUUGAGAGUGGGAAACCGAUACAGAUUGGGGAGGAAGAUUGGAAGUGGUUCUUUUGGAGACAUCUAUUUGGGUACGGAUAUCUCUGUGGGGGAGGAAGUGGCCAUCAAGCUGGAGUGUGUGAAGACCAAGCACCCGCAGCUGCACAUCGAGAGCAAGAUCUACAAGAUGAUGCAGGGAGGAGUGGGCAUCCCUACCAUCAAGUGGUGUGGAGCGGAGGGGGACUACAACGUGAUGGUGAUGGAGCUGCUGGGGCCCAGUCUGGAGGACCUCUUCAACUUCUGCUCCCGCAAGUUCAGCCUCAAGACCGUCCUGCUGCUGGCUGACCAGAUGAUCAGCAGGAUUGAGUACAUUCACUCCAAGAACUUCAUCCACCGUGACGUGAAGCCGGACAACUUCCUGAUGGGGCUGGGCAAGAAGGGCAACCUGGUCUACAUCAUCGACUUUGGCCUGGCCAAGAAGUACCGCGACGCCCGCACACACCAGCACAUCCCCUACCGGGAGAACAAGAACCUGACCGGCACCGCCCGCUACGCCUCCAUCAACACACACCUGGGCAUCGAGCAGUCACGGCGUGACGACCUGGAGUCUCUGGGCUACGUCCUCAUGUACUUCAACCUGGGCUCUCUGCCCUGGCAGGGCCUCAAGGCCGCCACCAAGAGGCAGAAGUACGAACGCAUCAGCGAGAAGAAGAUGUCCACGCCCAUCGAGGUGCUCUGCAAGGGCUACCCCUCUGAGUUCUCCACCUACCUGAACUUCUGUCGCUCUCUACGGUUCGACGACAAGCCCGACUACUCGUACCUGCGGCAGCUCUUCAGGAACCUGUUCCACAGGCAGGGCUUCUCCUACGACUACGUCUUCGACUGGAACAUGCUCAAGUUUGGAGCCAAUCGUGCGGCAGAGGAGGCGGAGCGUGAGCGCAGAGACAGAGAGGACAGGCUGAGGCACGGCAGGAACCCUGUUGCCCGGGGAAUCCCCGCCUCCUCGGGGCGCCCCAGAGGAACCCAGGACGGAGCCCCGCCCACCCCCCUCACACCCACCUCACACACAGCCAACACGUCCCCCCGGCCCGUGUCUGGGAUGGAGCGGGAGAGGAAGGUCAGCAUGCGCCUUCACCGGGGCGCCCCCGUCAACGUGUCAUCCUCCGACCUGACCGGCCGCCAGGACACCUCCCGCAUGUCCACCUCCCAGAAUAGCAUUCCCUUCGAUCAUCAUGCCAAGUAGACCAACGCCACGUGUUGGUCUGACCGCCACGCCGAUGGUGGCUGGCGCCGGUCUGCACUCUGCUGCUCCUCGAUGAGACCCUCUCUCCAGCACCUCCUUACCAGAGGGACGGACCAAUCCUGGCUCACCACCACCUAACCCAGAGCCAAUCAGCUACCCUCAAUGCCAUCCCCCAUCACUACUGCUACAGCUACCACAAACAACCUCUCCAAGCAGAUCUCCCUUGCCUGUCUCCCUCUCUCUCUGACUCCCCACCUUGCCAGCUUGUCCCUCAGCUGGGAGACAUUUGCAGGACUGUGUGUAAAUGCCUCUGGUCUUCUGAUGGGACGGUCAGAGGGUUUCUCUUCUGCCAUGGCAACCCCAACAGACUUUACCAAAAAAGAAGAAAAUAAAAUACAUUUGGUUAUUGGUCCUCCUAUACCUGUAUGAUGAAAGCUAACUUUUUUUACUCCCCAAGUGUACUGCUGCUUCGCCCUGAUCUAAACAUUUACAUUAUGUUAUUGUUGUGCAGUCUGGCCAGUCUAAUGGGAACAGACAGGCUGUGCUACUCUUUGGGUAGGGGUGGUUUAGGGGUACGCUGGGGUAGUUUUAAGGUAGUUUUUCAGUUGUAUUUCCAGAUCAUGUUUCUCAGACCACAAGUUCCGUUCUGUUGUUCCCCCAUUCCCCAGCCCUUUUCACUUACGUUGUAAGACUAACUAUGUACCAGAGACUGCAUGUUUCUGGCUAACUACUCCAGAAGUCACCUGCCCCCACUCAGUGUACUAACAAGCUAGUGCACUUCUUGGUGUACUAGUGAGCUAGUGCACUUCUUGGUGUACUAUUGAGCUAGUGCACUUCUUGGUGUACUAGUGAGCUAGUGCACUUCUUGGUGUAAUAGCGAGCUAGUGCACUUCUUGGUGUACUAGUAAGCUAGUGCACUUCUUGGUGUACUAGUGAGCUAGUGCACUUCUUGGUGUACUAGUGAGCUAGUGCACUUCUUGGUGUACUAGUGAGCUAGUGCGUGUCCGAGGGCACAGGCCUCCAUCAGACGUCCUCCCUCCGGUGUACAGACCCCCUGCCUCCUGGUCUUCAUAUGAUUUCUAAGCUGUGAAAUAACAUGUAAUAUAGACGUGUACAUCUCUUCACUCUCCCUUCAUCUUGGUUUCUAUUUUGGGGUGUAUUCGGGUUUUAACAAAAACAUAUAUGACUGGCAUCCACAACCCGAGGAAUGCCAGGUAACUGGUUUGUUCUGGAUCCAGGUAGCGGUUAGGGUCAGGCUAGCUUGCCUGGUCUUGCCCAGGGCCUGGUCAGAGCCCUUGAGAUGAAGUGCAGGACCGCAGCAGGAGCUGCUGAGAUCCUGGAGCAAACACACAGACUCUGUCAAACUUCUACCAGAUGAUUUUACACAGCUGCAAUUUGAAACUACAAGCUGUCCUAUCGAAUGUUAAAUACUUUUUAUAUACACAUAAAGAACUGUGUGAAACAAUGUCCUUAUCUCCCCAGACUGCUCUGUCGUGAUGCCCGAGUGGUCCUGCACGGAUGUGGCUUCAAACUAACUAUGAAGGCUGCAUACAGACUCUAUAAAGCGGUAUAACCUCUAUCACUUAUACCCCAUAAAAUACACACUGAGGUCAGCUGUGGUCUUGGAUAUUUAACUACACAUUUUGGAGUGAGGACAAGAUGUUGAGGACUAUUCAACUAAACCCUUGUUCUAGUCUUCAGCCAAUCAGCUGAGCCUGGUUGAGUCUUCUAGACCUGCUCUCAGUACCAGUCCUCUCCCUGUGUUAAUGACCCGUGGCCAGUUUGGCCAGUCACGGAUACCUGUGUAAUUAUCUGAGCUACCAGCUGUCUAACUUACUUUAUCUUUCUCUCUCUUAUUUGUAUUUGCCACUGUAUUUGUGUACUUUAAAAACAACAUGUAAAUAAAUAAGUACUUGUA